CAGACCUCUUUCUUGUAAACCAACAUGUCGAAGAGAGGACGUGGAGGUACUUCUGGCGGGAAAUUCCGCAUUGCCAUGGGUCUCCCAGUGGGUGCAGUUAUCAACUGUGCCGAUAACACUGGAGCCAAGAAUUUGUACAUUAUUGCCGUAAAGGGAAUCAAAGGACGUUUGAACAGRCUACCAGCGGCCGCAUCAGGUGACAUGGUUCUUGCAACAGUUAAAAAAGGAAAACCAGAACUCAGGAAGAAGGAGGUUCUGGUAUCAACGGACCUGUAUCAAAGGAAUGUGCUGAUUUAUGGCCCAGGAUUGCUUCGAACGCCAGUAGCAUUCAAUAAACUCUCUAACAACCAAUAAAACUAUGUGAAACAGAA
Messenger RNA from Exaiptasia diaphana, 371 nucleotides. Its product is annotated as 60S ribosomal protein L23. Gene Ontology annotation, biological process: translation. Gene Ontology annotation, cellular component: ribosome; cytosolic large ribosomal subunit. Gene Ontology annotation, molecular function: structural constituent of ribosome; large ribosomal subunit rRNA binding. Lineage: Eukaryota; Metazoa; Cnidaria; Anthozoa; Actiniaria; Aiptasiidae. The record is from RefSeq and is a predicted model, not a curated record.